ACUACCGGAAUCCUACACAAGAAGAAGAAGAAGAAGAAGAAGAAGAAGAAGAAGAAGAAGAAAAAGAACCAUUGCCGCGAAAACGACAGUCUUGAAUGGUCAAAUGAAAACAAUGUGUAUUAACUGUACCAUGAGAUCGAAAUAAAAACAAAGAUGAUUCUUCAAUGUUGAUGCAUUGUUUUUCGGUCAAGGUGAGCAAUGAACAGCGCCCGAUGUUUCCUACAAAACAUUUUACAGUUUUAGAAGGAAACCUUGAGAAUCAGUCAUGACAGGAAACGCCACUUCCACUGCAUUCCUCAAAGAUGUGGUGGCGUAUGUUGAUGUGUGGUCUGCGAGCAGGAUGGAGGAUUACUCUGAUCCGUUCAUCCAGCAGCUGCUGGACAUGGGUGCAGAGGUAUCUAAGACACUCAACAAACAAGUGACCCAUGUAGUCUUCAAACAUGGCCGCCCGUCCACAUGGAAGAAGGCCCAGAAAAUGGGUGUAAGGAUUGUUUCUGUCCACUGGGUAGCAAGAUGCAAAGAAAGUAAUGAACAUGUAGAUGAAGAUCUUUUUCCUGCUCAGAAUGAAGAAUCCAAACUUCAUCUUAUGAAUAAAAGAACCCAUCGUUGCAUGCAGCCUAGAGAUUUUGCUAUAAAGACCCCUGAGAAUGACAGGCGACUGAAAAAAAAAUUAGACAAAAUGAUGGAAGACCUGAUCCCCUCGUCCCCUGUUGUUUCUGACACUUCACCAUUCGUUGUUGAUGAGGAAAGUGGAAUAGUCUACAGUCCCUCUUUAAAACGCUCUGACAGCAUGGCUCAGCGACUCAGAGAAAUGAGAGUUCAACGUGAACAUCUCUCACCCACUGCCUCACAGAUGCACGACAGUGGCCCAGGAUGUGAUUCAUCCUUGAGAGCUUCCCUUGGGGCAUCUCCAACUUUGUCUUUCUUGCAACAGCUAGAGGAAGAGCCUUUGGAUUGUUUAUCAAAAUCUCAUUGUCACUCCUUCAAGAAAAGAGAUGAACAAGAGAAGCAGAACUGCAAUAAGUCAAUAGCGAAAAUAACAAGUAAAAUAAACCACACACCUUCUGAAUCAGACACAGCCAUGGCCAUGUGUAAUCUGGCUAAUGGUGAAAGUAAUAUUGAAAUCCCACCAUUAUAUUUAAGAUCAAGACGGUCUUUAGUGAACAACACUGGAGAAAAGAAGCAGUCCACUUUAGAGAAUUUCUUUCAUAAAACCAUUUCUGAAAGAAAACAAAGCUCACUCCUCAAACCAGAAACUGAAAACAUUGAAAUAUCCACAGAGUUAUCUGGCAGCCCUGAAAGACCUAAAAGUUCCCUGCCUGAAAGCCUCACAAAAACAAAUCACCAACACAGCAAAAGUAUACAGCACUCAAAAGAACUGCAGACCAACUCUAAACGUUCCUAUUCCAGGAAUUCAUCUUCAGCACGCAGUUGUUUCACAGCAAAUAAAAAUGAUGAAUCUAUUACUUUCAAGCCUGUUCAUAAAUGUCAACGUAAAACUUCUGUUCCACUGUGUUCAGCUGACUCAGUUGGUGGUCUUCCUAGUCAAGAUGAUGAUGGUGAGGUAUUUGAAGACAUCUUCUCACCAGCCAACAAUGCCCUUAAGCGGAGGGUCAUGUUGUUUGGUUCGACUUCAGAAGCAGUGCACAUAUCCACUUUUCACCUAGAGGACUCAAACAAGAAGAGCAAGAGAUUGUGUAGUAAAAAGCGAAAACAUGAAAAUAUUGAUAUUAAAGACUUUGUUGACUCAUCAGGCCCUGUGGAUAUGAUGGAGGAAAUUGUUCCUGAGAUACAUGGCUCAAAGCCUGAAUGUUUGUCUGAGUGUCUGCCUCAGUCACCCAGGUUUGUAGAAAUAAAACUCAAGCCGUUGGCAAAGAAACGGAGGAUGCAAACAAGGCUAAACUCUGCUGUUAAACUCAGUCCUGCUGACAAAAAGAAGGUAUCAACGGCUGCCUCUCCAAUGUCAUCCUCUGCGGUUAACACAGAGCUGCAAAUACAGAAGUUUCUCAAACCCGACCCUGAUACCAAAUAUGGUAUUGAAAACAGACAGAUGGGUUUAAAAAUUGCAGGGAAAGAGAAUAAAAGCAAAGCUUAUGGGAUCAUUGAGAGAAGUUAUGAAAUGUGUAGCAAACCAGAAACUAUGAAAAAGGACAAGUACAUGAAGAAAAAUAGGUCCUUGGUAAUGACAAGCAUGCCCACUGAGAAGCAAGAGGUAGUCUUCCAGCUGGUCAGAAAUCUUGGUGGUUUUACAGUGGUCGAUAAUGUGUGUGAAAGCACCACUCAUGUGGUGUCUGGCAGCCCACGGCGGACACUUAAUAUCCUGCUAGGAAUUGCACGUGGCUGCUGGAUCCUAUCCUUUGAGUGGGUCCUAUGGUGUUUGGAGCACAGGCAGUGGGUUCCUGAAGAACCUUAUGAGCUAUCAGAUCAUUUUCCAGCUGCGCCUAGGGUGGAUGUUUGAAGAAUGAAGACUCUAAGUCUCUACAUCCAGUUGAUUCUCCUUUUCCAGGAUUGUGCUCGCACUCAUUUAUAUGCCAUCAAGAGUAGGAGGAGGAGACAGGGUCACAGAAGCACUCGUACAGUGUCAUUUGCUCACAGGCUGAUUGUACUCAUCCCUCAUCAUUCUAGCAGGCUGUUUUCUUAACCAAGUCCUUUGUGAAGGACUGAGACUUCUCCCAUGACCCAUGGCCUCUAAUUGAGGAGUGCUGCUUGAAAAAAGGAGGAUAAAGAGCUUUCCAGCCAGACUCUGAAGCUCUUAAGUUAUCCCUCUUGCCUGUAUCUGCUGCUCCAACGAAAGCCAAGACAGUGGUUCUGGUUGGUGGCAGAGGACGGGGAUGCUAUUGUUUUAUUUGUGUUUUUCUUAGAGGCUGCUGCUGGGGGAAAAAAGCUACGCAGGAUGCAGCUGUAUAAUUCAAGUAAUGCAACUUCAGCAGUGCCCAAGUCAUACCAGAUGACCACAAGUCCAGAUGUGUUUUUUUUUUGUUGUUGUUGUUUUUUGUCCUUCCACAUUCUCUUCUUCAAAGCACUGGUCCCCUUGAAUGUUUGAAGAGAGAUAAAGAGAGGAUCUUUCAGUUGUCACUCACACUAUAAUUUCAAGACCAUCAUUUCCUGUCCUAAAUCUUUAGAACAGUGGGGUCCAAAAGUCUGAGAAUCUUGUCACAGAAAACUGGAAGCACAUUUUUAGGUUUUUGAAAAAUGUGUAAAAUCUCCUCAAAAAAUUAUUAAAAAUUCUAAUAUUGUUGUUAGUUUUUCAUGUUAACUUGUUACUCAAAAUGAUAUGUUGGUAAUAUGCUGAAAGGUGAAAAGCUGCUUGUUUAUAAAAGUAUUUGGCUUUCACUAAGAUGACAUUUGUAAAAGCUCUUACCAUGUCAUUUUAAAAUUAUUUCUGAUCACCAUUAAUGCAGCUGCUAAAAAUAUUAAAGGAGUUAGUUCACCCAAAAAUGAAAAUUGUCAUUAAUUACUGGUUUGUAAAAUUACAUACAGUCUACAUUAGUAUUUGACCUUGAAAAACUAAAAUAUUAUUAGGCAAGUCCAUAAGAGCACUUCCUCAUUUCAUAUGAUCACAAUAUAUAUUGGCCUGAAAAGCUGACAUGGAGGAAGAGGAAGGCAGGUGUUGUGGGAGGAAAUAAUUCCGCUCAGAGGAUGUUUUGUUAUUUAACCCCUCGGGUGUCUCCUCUGCUUGGAUAUUAUGUCCUUGUCGUCACUUCCAUUAACACCAGAGAGAACACUGCUUUAUGAUGACCAUCAAAGCUUUUAUUUGGUGUAGAGUGCAUCACACACUCUUAAAAGAAGAGGUUCUAUAUUGAACAGGGGUUCUCAACUCUGGCCCUUGAGGUCCACUUUCCAGCAGAGUUUUGCUCCAACUUUAAUCAAACACACCCUUAACAAGCUAAUCAAUAACUUCAGGAUUACUGUAAAGAUAUAGAUAUGUGAUUUUGAUGAAGGUUGGACCUAAA
Messenger RNA from Megalobrama amblycephala (Wuchang bream), 3953 nucleotides. It is a transcript of the gene mcph1, whose product is annotated as microcephalin 1. The record is from RefSeq and is a predicted model, not a curated record. Gene Ontology annotation, biological process: mitotic cell cycle. The coding region runs from base 266 to 2458 and encodes 730 amino acids. NCBI's taxonomy places the organism in Eukaryota, Metazoa, Chordata, Actinopteri, Cypriniformes, Xenocyprididae. The transcript is spliced from 14 exons.